AUGAAUCGUCCUGUGCUACAAAAUGAACGUCGGUCUCCAUUAGAUGAUAUCCAACGACCUUUGUCGACAAUGCAACAAAAUCUGCUGCAAGGAAUAACACAGGACCCACCGAACAUUAACAUGCGCGAUUUCAUCAAUGAAUUGGAAGACUAUGUGCCUACAAUCCCUGACUCGGUCACCCUACAUUUUAUGCGAUCCUGUGGUUGUGAUUGUUCUGAUCCUCGAAUCGUAAGGUUGAUAGCGUUGGCGACUCAAAAGUACGUCUCCGACAUAAUUCUUGACGCUAUGCAACAGGCACGAAUGAAAGGGCUUGGACAAACGAAGAAAGGUACUAAAGAAACCAGGUACUGUCUGACAAACGAUGUUCUUGAACCAGUUUUGAAAGAGUAUGGAAUAGAUUUCAUUUUGCCCCCAUACAUGCAUUAG
Messenger RNA from Ostertagia ostertagi, 426 nucleotides. NCBI's taxonomy places the organism in Eukaryota, Metazoa, Nematoda, Chromadorea, Rhabditida, Trichostrongylidae. The record is from the annotation of a GenBank genome assembly.